GUAGCUUCUUUGGAAUUUUCCUGCCAAAACAUUGCUGUAUUUACUGUACAAAUUCAUUUAUAUUUAAAUAAGUCAGGGAAACUCCGAAACUACUGAAAUGAUUGUCAGUGUGAAGUGACUUUCAAAAUUGAUAUUUUCAAAUUAUGAACACAAAAUAAUGCCACACUGGCAAUAAAAAACUAAUUUGUAUAUAGUCCAUCUUGUGUAAGAACUACCUUUCCGCGAAAAAAGUUAUUUCUGAAGAAUCCUAUUAAACAUGAAGCAGGUAGGCGAGGGAAAGAGAAGUGAAGAACAGAACCAUGUCGACCAGCAUACCGACUCUCUGAACAAGAUGGUGGACGAGAUGAAGCACCUUGCGAGAUGCAUAUCUUCAGGCAGCGGCUGUGACCUCGUCACAUCUGAGAGACCAAUUAUUUUGAGCGCCAGCGACUCUGGGGAAGUAUUGGGAACCGCUAGUAAGGUUAUUUCUUCUGAAAAGCUAUGUAACAUGGAAGAUAUAGCACCAAUCCAUUUGGCCCCACCGGAUUUCAAAGCUUUCGCUAGCCUACCGCAAGUGUCAGUUCUUUCAUCACCUUCGACUGCUGAUGUUCCGAAGUCACGCAAAGGAAUCCUGGAUAGGAGUGUCAGUUGCCUCUCGCCCAAAAACAUGCGGUCAGAGGUCAGGCGUGAUAAGAAGAAGACAGGAAGAGAUGGUGCAGUUUUGAAAGACACACGUGAUCCUCUUUUGGAUAUGUGGAAGCAUAACAUUACUUCCGACGACAAGGACAAAGGACACGCGACAGGCGAACCUCACCUCGUUUCGAAGACACUAGAUUCCAAAAAUUCGCCCAGCAGCUCCCACAGCGACAACAAUACAUCAUCUGGCAGACCAUGCCACAUGAACCGACACGAGCAGAAAAAGCCUGACGACUCCUGUCGUGAUUCUGCCAGGGAUCUGCACACCAUCGGGAGUAUUAUAAGAUACUUGAUGUCCGACCCUACUCUGCCCGCAAGUGACGAGGACAUGGUUGUUGGAAUACUGGUGUCCUUCUUGAAGAAACUGGAGCCAGCCCAGCCUUCUAAAGAAGUGUGUGAGACAGAAGGCAAGGCUGCAGUCGACGAUCCAAGCGAGGUCCUCGAGUUCUCGAGAACGCAUUUAGUCGACGUCUGCGGGGAAAGUUUUGCCGAUUACCUUGAAGAUCUGGAGCAUAAAUGGGCGUGCGCCAAUAAAUUUCCGGAAGAAAACCCUCCGGACGAGAAAUCAAGAAUUUUUGAUAUUUUCAAGACAGUACUAUUUAACUUAAGAAAUGGCAAAAAUUAUUCGCUUGGCCUGGAUGUUGAAAAGAUAAACAAUGCUUACGAGCACAUGGAAAAUAACUUCAUAGAAAGUAAGGAACGAUGCGCUGACAGUUCUAAGGAAACUGAAGUUGUGACCUAUGAUGAAAGUGAUGCCUUAAAAAUAAACUGUACUAAACUCAACAAAAAUAAAAUUACUGACAAAAAUAUUCACACGAAAAGGGGAGAAAUGCAAACAAGAUAUUAUGCAGCAGCUCUGGGAGUAGUUUUAGCGAAUUUAAUAACAGAUUCUUCAAAGAAGCACAACCAGACAUGUGUUUACCCUGUUCAAACAGAAGCGGGUACUGAGCAUUCACCUGUUGACAAUUCAAGUUAUGAACUGUCUAUGACGAAGAAUAGUGAAAACCACAUAUCUCUGAAUAGUGAGAAAAGAAUAACAUCGGAUGCAUUAGGUGAAAGUAAUGCUAGCACCCCCAAAACAAUAAAUGAGACUCCCGCUACAAUUUCUGAAACAACUAUAAGUGACAGUGUAGCAGACCCUCUAAGGGAUUUCAAAUACGAUAAUUCAAGUAUUACAACGCAUCAAGCAGCCAAACGACUGGAGGCGCAAAACAAACCUGCAGUGAGCAAACUUAAAAAUGAGGAAACUUCGAAAUGUAAUCGUAAAUCUCAGUUAGAAAAUAAACAUGGUAAAACUGAUAAAGAGUUGAAAGGACAGUCCAUUCCUAAAAAUCGAACCGCUGUCAAAUUAAUUUCUAAAGGGGCUGUUAAAAAGGGCAAAGCGCGUAAUUUAUAUUGGGAUAGGUUUAUUGAAAUGUCUUCCCAGAAUGAAGCCCAGAAAGGGUUUCCCUCGAAGAAAUCCGGCAAUUCAAAGUUUAAGUUGAGUACCAAACAGUAUGAAGUGGUAACUAUGACUGAAUCCAAUAACUAUAAUAAAAAUAUGAUUCCUCCAACGUUAAAAAGAAAUACAGAACAACAUGAAGAAAUUGAAGAACUCCCAGAGGAAGAGACGAAGUUUUUUCCUUAUUGCAACUCGCCAGAUUCGUCCCACGACAGCUUGGCAGCAGAUCAGGGACAGGUUGAGGAUGGGUCCGGGAACUCUUCCCGGGAAGCGAAGCUGAGCUCUGCGUCGAGUGUCCGCAACUCCAACACGUCGCUCCUCCGCACCUCCAGCAGGUUGCAGAACAGCAAGGCGGACUGGAGCCGCGACUCGACCGGCCUGCUGCGCUACCGCCUGUCGGACCCGCAGUUCCUGGAGCGCGGCUGGAGCGUGAUCCCCUCGGAGCGGCUGGUGGCCCGGGUGCGCACCUUCAGCUCGCGGCCCGCGAGGGGGAGCAGCGCGUGGACCUGCCCGCCGCGGCCCGCGUGUUACCGCGGCGGCGCGCCCCUGUGCUCCCUGGGCGAGGGCGAGGGCGGCGCCACAUGGCACUACCCGGGCGGCGGCGUGGCGGCCUCGCUGAGCCGCGGGGAGCUGGUGGUGCUGGCGCGCGGCGAGCCCCGGCUGGUGCUGGCGCGGCUCCACGCGCGCGGCGACGGCGCCGUGUUCGGCCCCGGGGGGGAGCCGCGGCUGAGGUACACGCAGCGCGGCGGGGUCCUGCUGGACCCGCGGGGCCGCCCCGCCAUGCGCUGGGCCUGGCGCGGCAUGGCGGGCGUGAGGGACCACCUGGAGGAGCUGGUGUGCCGGCACGACUUCCCCGGAGACCCGCACCUCGACGACCCGGCGAGCCUCUGCCGCAGCAGGGCGUACCGCGAGGCCAUCGCGCGCGCGAGGGCCGGCCCGCGCAGCAAGAUGUCCGUCUGCGCAGAGGAGGAGGAGCAGGGCCCCGUGCAGUGCGGCCGUCAGCAGCUGCCCGAGGAGCCGGAGGCAGGCCCGGUAGCCCCGGGGUCGUCCUACACCCCCAUCAGGCCGAUCGUGCUGCGGCUGAACGAGUUCUUCACGUUCCGGCUGGUGAGCCAGGAGGCGGCCUCGCUGCAGUUCCGCGCCGAGGGGCGCCCGCUCCGCCUGGAGCUCGGCGUGCGCGUGGACCGCUCCGUCGUGGCGCGCGAGGACCUGCUGGAGCCGGCGCUGCUGCCGCGCCUCCGGGAGGACUUCGUCGGCCUCGCCGACCUCGGCGCGUGUCGCGACACGUGA
This is a messenger RNA of Bacillus rossius redtenbacheri, 3406 nucleotides long. RefSeq lists its product as uncharacterized. The transcript is spliced from 5 exons. Lineage: Eukaryota; Metazoa; Arthropoda; Insecta; Phasmatodea; Bacillidae. Bases 257 to 3406 code for a protein of 1049 amino acids. The record is from RefSeq and is a predicted model, not a curated record.